This is a messenger RNA of Pollicipes pollicipes, 2193 nucleotides long. RefSeq names its product 3'(2'),5'-bisphosphate nucleotidase 1. The record is from RefSeq and is a predicted model, not a curated record. The coding region runs from base 133 to 1089 and encodes 318 amino acids. Gene Ontology annotation, molecular function: 3'(2'),5'-bisphosphate nucleotidase activity. The transcript is spliced from 6 exons. Lineage: Eukaryota; Metazoa; Arthropoda; Thecostraca; Pollicipedomorpha; Pollicipedidae. Gene Ontology annotation, biological process: phosphatidylinositol phosphate biosynthetic process.
CGGCAGCGCCUCCUCCCCGCGCGCUCCCCGCGUCCCCUGGCGGCUGUGUGUGGACCGGUGCUGCUGCCGCUCCUGAGCCUGUGCCGUUGGACCGCACCUGAACCUGUGUCGUGUGGACCGCACCCGGCAGUGAUGCAGUCGUCCAGGUCCCAGAUGGCGCCGCUUCCGCCGGUGGUGCGGGUGAUGGCCGCCUCGGUGCGCAUCGCAGACAAGGCGGCCGAGAUAAUCCGGGGCAUCCUCAGCGCCGGUGACCUGGGCAUCGUCGAGAAAACGGGCAUCAACGACCUGCAGACGGAGGCGGACCGGUCGGCGCAGCGCUGCAUCGUGGCAAACCUGGCGCGCCAGUUCCCCCGUCUGACCGUCAUUGGCGAGGAGGAGCCCGAUGACCGGCCGGUGCCCGACCACUGGCUGGUGGAGGACGGCGCCGACCCGCGAGCUGAGCGCGUGGACUGCCCCGAACAGCUGGCCGGUGUCACGGAGGAGCAGAUUGUUGUAUGGGUGGAUCCUCUUGAUGGCACCAAGGAGUUCACCCAAGGUCUGCUGGACCACGUGACGGUGCUGAUCGGGAUCGCAGCCGGCGGCCGGCCCGCCGCCGGCGUCAUCAACCAGCCGUACUUCAACUACGAGCGGCCCGAGCUGCCGCAGGGGCGCACCAUCUUCGGGCUGGCCGGCGGUGCCGUGGCCGGCUUCGAGCCGCGUGCGCCGCCCGCCGGCCAGCGCAUCGUCACCACCACGCGCAGCCACAGCACCGGCCUGGUGCAGGCGGCGCUGCAGGCGCUCCAGCCGGACCAGGUGGUGCCGGUCGGCGGCGCCGGCCACAAGGUGCUGCUGCUGCUGGAGGGGCGCGCGCACGCCUACGUGUUCGCCUCGCCCGGCUGCAAGAAGUGGGACACGUGUGCGCCCGAGGCCAUCCUGUCGGCGGUCGGCGGCCGCCUGACUGACAUGCACGGCGACGAGCUGCGCUACGACGCGGCCGUGCAGCGUCUGAACUCGGCUGGCGUGCUGGCCACGGCGCCGGGCGUGCAGCACGACUGGUACGUGCAGCGCGUGCCGCAGGAGGUGCGCGACAAGCUGCAUGCCGUCGCCUGAGCGGCGCGAUGCGGCCGGCGCCCUGCGUUAGGAGGGGCGGGGUGACCCGCGGACAGCACGGACCAACGCGGGCUUCGCUGGCCUGCGGCGGUCUGUGUGGGGGCGCAGCGGGCGUGGCGGAGCUGCCGACGGUAACAACAUUGUCUGGGUAGUUCGGGGAACCCUGAUCAAAACGGCCAGUCUGUGGGAGAGGCUCAGGACGACGCGGCAGUCUCUGGGGAAGCCCGAGGGCGACGCGGCAGUCGACGGAGGAGCUUCGGAGGAAGGGAGCCACCGUGACAGACGUGGACAGCUGUCUAUCAUCGCCUGUGCCUAUUGCACCUCCGUUCUCUCCCUCCGUCCCACCCACCAGUCAGCCGUCGUCCCCCCAGAGGAUGCCGUCCGCAAGGCAGGGGUUCUGCGGUCGGAAGGAGCGCCCAACCGCAGACCCGUCCCGGUCCGGGGACGGUCCCGAUCCGGGGGUCCGUGGUGCGCCUGCUCGUGGGCGGCGCUGGUUCGUGUUUCGUAACGUGCUGUCCGUAUGCAGCCAUGUAGCGUAGUUAGUGUUGUUGGAAGAGGAGCGUUGUGGUAUCCUGUAGCCCACUGGCGAAGUCACACGGGGACAUUGGAGUGGGCAAGUACCGAAUUAUGUCCGUUGCCGUCGUUAGCAGCGUGCACAUCUGGCUCCAGCAGCGGAGGUCUGCACAUAAGCUGGUGUGAUGGUCAGGUACCCGCGCAAACUGUUCGGGAUAAUAAUCCUGAAAAACGUAUGCUGGCGAGCAUGAGCAAGGUUUGUGGACGGAUGUGUGCACAAUCAAUGUGCAAUCUUGUACUCGUAACCUCCGGCUGCUCUCAACCACCGCAGCGCAGCUACAUCGCAUUGCAUGCAUAGAACGUUGGUGUGUUGGCCAUCCAUGCGCGCUGUUUACACCUACGCGACUAUGCCAUCAGUGUUUCCUGUUUCGAUGGUUCGUUUAUGGAGAGUGUAACCCUCAAACCAUCAGCGAUGGACCGGUGCGGGACGGGGCGCGAGCGUUUGUGGACCCAGGGACCAAUCUAUAAGCCUUGCUGUUUCGUACGUCUGUCGUGUUCUGUCUGUGAUGGUUCAAUACAUGGUCAAUGCAU